Messenger RNA from Aspergillus ruber CBS 135680, 1754 nucleotides. Its product is annotated as GPI-anchor transamidase subunit GAB1. NCBI's taxonomy places the organism in Eukaryota, Fungi, Ascomycota, Eurotiomycetes, Eurotiales, Aspergillaceae. Bases 60 to 1331 code for a protein of 423 amino acids. The transcript is spliced from 5 exons. Gene Ontology annotation, biological process: protein localization to cell surface; attachment of GPI anchor to protein. Gene Ontology annotation, cellular component: membrane; GPI-anchor transamidase complex. The record is from RefSeq and is a predicted model, not a curated record.
GUCGAUUACGGCAAUAGGAAUAUACGAUGCGGUAGUAUACCUGGUCUUAUUUACUCGCCAUGCUGGUUGAUCGCAGAAAGGCGGCCAUAUUUGGCGCUGCCUUGGUCUUGCGACUGCUGCUUUGGAUUCUGUUCCCCUCGCUGCCAGACUUGUUGACGGGACGAGUAGAGGUGUCUACGCCGGUCAACAGCUUCAAGCGAUUGCAGGAAGGCCUCUUCAUGUACACCCGCAAUGUUUCCCCUUACGACGGCGGCGUGUUCCACCAGGCACCGCUAUUACUUCCCAUCUUCUCCUUAUUGCCGAAUGCCAGAGAAUACCCUUUACCGACAGCCAUCUUCUACUCGCUGGUCGAUCUCGCAAACGCGAACGCAUUGGUCACAAUAUCCGACUCAGGACAGGCUCUUUCGGGAAGAUUGCAUUCAUCGUUGAGAAAGCAUGUCCGGUAUGACGGGGCUGCAGUUGCGGCAUGGUUUCUUUUUAAUCCGUUCACGAUUGCAACCUGUUUGAGCAGGUCGACCAAUGUUUUCACCACUUCCGGUAUCCUCUACGCCAUAUCCAAUGCUGCCAGCGGAAAUAGCGUCAAUGCGAUGCUGGCCUUGGGGUUCGCAUCCUACCUCUCGAUAUACCCGGCGCUUUUGUUUAUCCCGGUUGUCCUUCUGUGCUAUGAUCAACGGGUGCAGAAAAAGAAGGUUUCCACCAAUGCAGCAGUUUUUGCUGUGCAGCACUUUGGCAUUCUUUUAGGAAGCGUCGCGGGACUCCUUGGGAUCUCCUGUCUUGUUGUCGGGGACUUCUGGCAGUUUGUCUCGGCGACAUACGGCUUCCAGCUACUCGUUCCAGAUUUGACUCCCAACGUCGGUCUCUGGUGGUAUUUCUUUAUCGAGAUGUUUGACUCGUUCCGAGAAUUCUUCCUCGGUGUCUUCUGGCUCCAUCUCGCGUGCUAUGUCGGAGGCUUGACCAUACGGUUACGGCGCCAGCCUUUGUUCGUCCUUACUGCGCUCCUGGGUAUCUUUGCGAUUUUCAAGCCUUAUCCCAGCAUAUCGGACGCAUCUCUAUAUUUCGCUUUCCUUCCACUUUACCGGCAUCUCUUUUCUUUGAUGCGCUACACGUUCUUCGCAGUCUCCGCGCUGUUGUACGCGACCCUUUUGGGCCCUGCUUUUUAUCACUUGUGGAUCUACGCCGGUUCCGGGAACGCCAACUUUUUCUACGCCAUCACACUAGUCUGGAGUUUGGGGCUUUCGAUCUUGUUAGCAGACACCGUCUUUGCUGCGCUCCGAGAGGAAUGGGAACAAGAUAACCCGGAACUCCGAGGAAAGGACGUUAGACAGGUCUAACCAAUACAUAUAUCUAAGACCUAAAUAUAUAUAUCAAUCAGUCUCCCACGGAUCAUCAUUGUCCAACAUCUUGGAUAAGAUCAAAUAAUCCGGUUCCUUCACCGUACCAUUCCGCAGCCUUCGCGGCUGUGGGGAGUAUUCAUCGAUUUCAAACCCACAACGUUCGUAAAAGCGCACUGCCUUCGUGUUCGACUUGAAGACAGUCAACAUGGUCUUCUCGAGACCCACGUGCCGUCCGACAUUCUCGCAUGUCAGCAUCAACUGUCUCCCUAGCCCCAUGCCCCGUGCUUCUGGUGACAGGUGAAUCUCAUAGCAAUAGAUGACCUCCUUCCCAUCUUCAUAUGUAACCAUAAAAGAAAGGAAUCCUAAAAUCGCCCCCCCGGCAGGCUCAGAUUCAUCUUUCCCCUCGGAUCUAGACCCCCG